Messenger RNA from Vanessa tameamea, 712 nucleotides. RefSeq lists its product as uncharacterized. The coding region runs from base 9 to 701 and encodes 230 amino acids. The record is from RefSeq and is a predicted model, not a curated record. NCBI's taxonomy places the organism in Eukaryota, Metazoa, Arthropoda, Insecta, Lepidoptera, Nymphalidae. The transcript has 2 exons.
CAAAAAAAAUGAGUAAGUUCAAAUUUUCGUCAAAAAGUGUUGAAAUUUACCAAAUUUUCUCUGGUCAAGUGUUUUACGCAGUUUAUAAAAAUGCAGAUUUCUUACGUCACAGCGAAAAUAUAGAUGCUAUAUUGGUUAAAGGCUUCGAAUUGCGUGCAUCGUUAAAAGAUAUCGCACCAGGCGAAGUAGUUAAAAUCGAUGGAAUGCUUCUUGAUAAAAACAAACCACUAUUAAUAAGAAGGACUGGACCUAAGGUGAUCAUUGAAAAUGAUGAAUUCACAUUGAACAGACUCAGUGGGUUGGUGGCAGCCUAUGCAUUUGAUAACCGAUCAAAUUUCCCAGCCCUAGCAUCUAGUGAAGCAAUCGCUUUAGGGCUUACAUGGUACAAUAGAAAUAAAAUAAAAUGUUGCCUAUUCUUAUCAUCUGUGUCUGGGUCCGAGCAUUUCUAUGAGCAGUUUGGUUAUUACCCACUGUUAUGUGCUUUGAGAAAACUCCUGUUAAAGAAAAUAACUUUGGAGCCAGUUGUUAAAAUGGCAAAAAUAAAGAAUCCCCAGGGAGUACAAAUGGCUAAAGAAUUUAUGGAUAAUCUUUCUGCUGUGAAAAAGCUUUGGCUUUAUUUUCCCGGUACUACAGUUCAGGAUUUAAAUCAUUUCCUUGAAACAGCACCAGCAAUUUUAAAACAAAUAUUCGCAGUGAAUUGAAAUUCUUGAAU